AUGGACCCUCUUGGAAAUAAAGCAGAGGCAACACGCAGAGGCUUCGGCCGGCUAAGUUUGGCCCUUGCCUAUGGGCUGGACAAACAGGAGCCAGAGGAAGAAAUAGCCAUGGAAGACAGCCCCACUGCUGUUAAAGUGGACCACCGUUCUCCAUGGCAAGGCAGAAGGUGCCUCCCCAAGACACUUGGCUACAUCACUGGGGAUAUGAGAGAAUUUGCUGACUGGCUGAAAGACAAGCCUGUGGUGCUUCAGUUCAUCGACUGGAUUCUUCGGGGCAUAUCCCAAGUGGUGUUUGUCAGCAACCCCAUCAGUGGAAUCCUGAUUCUGGUGGGACUUCUGGUCCAGAACCCCUGGUGGGCUCUCAAUGGCUGUGUGGGAACUGUGGUCUCUACUCUGACAGCCGUGCUACUCAGUCAAGACAGGUCAUCAAUAGCCGCAGGGCUCCAAGGCUACAAUGCUACACUGGUGGGAAUACUCAUAGCUGUCUUUUCAGACAAGGGAAACUACUUCUGGUGGCUGUUAUUCCCCGUAUCUGCCAUAUCCAUGACUUGCCCAAUCUUCUCAAGUGCACUGAACUCUGUGUUCUGCAAAUGGGACCUCCCCGUCUUCACAUUGCCUUUCAACAUGGCAUUAUCAAUGUACCUUGCAGCUACAGGGCAUUACAAUCCCUUCUUUCCAGCCACAUUGCUCACACCUGUAACCUCUGUUCCCAAUGUCACCUGGUCUGAACUCAGUGCUCUGGAGUUAUUAAAAUCUCUGCCCGUGGGUGUGGGUCAGAUAUAUGGCUGUGACAACCCGUGGACAGGGGGCAUUUUCCUGUGUGCCAUUCUACUGUCCUCCCCACUCAUGUGUCUGCAUGCUGCAAUAGGAUCACUGCUGGGAAUGGCAGCAGGGCUCAGCCUUUCAGUUCCAUUUGAGAACAUCUACUUUGGACUUUGUGGUUUCAACAGCUCUUUGGCCUGCAUUGCAAUAGGAGGAAUGUUCAUGGCACUCACUUGGCAAACCCACCUCCUGGCUCUUGCCUGUGGUGAGUAUCCUGGCCAUCUUAGGGUGGGAUCUCAAAGCAGUGGCUUGUCUCUUCUUCCCCAGGUUGGACUGCCAGCUUGUACCUGGCCCUUCUGUUUGGCCACACUACUGUUCCUCUUGGUGACCACAAAAAACCCCAACAUCUACAGAAUGCCCCUCAGCAAUGUCACUUAUCCUGAAGAAAACCGCCUCUUUUACCUGCAAGCCAAGAAAAAGAUGGUUGAAAGCCCUUUGUAA
Molecule: messenger RNA, 1263 nt
Organism: Orycteropus afer afer
Lineage: Eukaryota; Metazoa; Chordata; Mammalia; Tubulidentata; Orycteropodidae
Source: RefSeq, a predicted model, not a curated record